Molecule: messenger RNA, 4924 nt
Organism: Eurypyga helias (sunbittern)
Lineage: Eukaryota; Metazoa; Chordata; Aves; Eurypygiformes; Eurypygidae
Product: mucin-2-like
Exons: 31
Cellular component (GO): extracellular matrix
Molecular function (GO): protein binding
Source: RefSeq, a predicted model, not a curated record
AUGGGGCUAAGAGUUGCCAGCCUUUUAAUGCUCUGGCUGGCUCUCUCCUAUGCAUAUGAAAUAAGAAAAGGAAGGACAAGAAACCAUGGCCACUAUGUCUGCAGCACUUGGGGAAACAACCAUUUCAAAACUUUUGAUGGAGACAUCUAUCAAUUCCCUGGCGUUUGCGAGUAUAAUUUUGCUUCAGACUGCCGGGAGUCUUACAAGGAGUUCUCUGUCCACAUUCAGCGUGCUCUGGACAGCAAUAACCAUCCUAAGAUCCAGUACAUUCUGAUAACAAUCAAGGACUUGGCUGUGUAUCUUAGACCAAAACUGGCUGUGGUGGAUGGGCGGGUUGUGAGGACGCCUUACUACAGCUCUGGAAUGCUCAUUGAGAUCAAUGACAUUUACACCAAGGUUUAUGCCAAAUUAGGCCUCAUUCUGAUAUGGAAUCAGGAAGAUGCACUGAUGGUGGAGCUGGACAGCAAAUUUAAUAACCAUACAUGUGGUCUCUGUGGGGAUUACAAUGGAAUUCCAAUCUACAAUGAGUUUAUCAAUGGAGAUACAAGCUACAAUUCAAUUACGUAUGGGAAUUUACAGAAGAUCAACAAACCCAAUGCCAAAUGUGAAGAUCCUGAUGAAACUCAGGCUAUUCCAAGCUGUAAUAGGCAUCGUGAUGAGUGUGAGAGGUUGCUGACUUCCUUUGCAUUUGCUGAUUGUUGGUUACGUCUUAAUCUGGAAAUGUACAUCCAAGCCUGCAUGCAGGACAAGUGUGCAUGUGAUGGAAAUGAAGAUUCCUUCUGCCUCUGUAGCACCAUCUCUGAGUAUUCUCGACAGUGUUCACAUGCGGGUGGCCGGCCGGGUGAAUGGAGGACGCAGUACUUUUGCCCCAAGACCUGUCCUGAUACCAUGGUCUAUAGAGAAAGCAGCUCACCCUGCAUGGAUACUUGCUCACAAUUGGAGACCAGCAGCCUUUGUGAGGAACACUACAUGGAUGGUUGUUUCUGCCCUGAAGGAACUGUGUAUGAUGACAUUAUGGAAAAAGGCUGCAUACCUGCUAGCCAGUGCCACUGCAAACUCCAUGGAAAGAAGUAUUCACCUGGGGAAAGCAUCACCAAUGAAUGUGAAGAAUGCACCUGUAGUUCAGGCAGAUGGACGUGCAAAGAUUUACCCUGUCCAGGCAGAUGUUCAGUGGUAGGAGGUUCCCAUAUUACCACCUUUGAUGGGAAGAAAUACACCUUCCAUGGGAACUGUUACUAUGUGUUGGCCAAGGGUACUGUAAAUGACAGUCAUGCUCUCCUGGCAGAGCUGGCUCCCUGUGGCUCCACAGACAGGCAGACCUGUUUGAAGACUGUUGUGCUGUUAGUAGAUCACAAAAAAAAUGUGGUGGUUUUCAGAUCAGAUGGCAGUGUGUUACUGAAUGAGAUGACAGUGAAUGUGCCUCAUGUGUCAGCCAGCUUCUCAGUAUUCAAGCCAUCUUCCUACUACCUUGUUGUACAAACUUCUUUUGGGCUCCAUCUGCAGAUCCAGUUGCUUCCAGUCAUGCAGCUUUUUAUGAUAGUGGAUCAAUCUGUUCAAGGAAAACUUCAAGGUCUUUGUGGAAAUUUUAAUGGAAUGGAAGGUGAUGACUUUAGAACAACCAGUGGGCUGGUAGAAGCUACAGGAUCUGCCUUUGCUAACACAUGGAAAGCUCAGUCCACCUGUCCAGACCAGGUAGAAAAGCUGGAAGACCCCUGCAGUCUCAGCAUUGAAAGUGCGAAUUAUGCUGAGCAUUGGUGUUCUCUCUUGACAAACUCAAAGGGUCCUUUUGCAAGAUGUCACUCCACCAUUGAUCCUUCAGAAUACUAUAAGAAAUGUAAAUAUGACACCUGCCUCUGCGAAGACAAUGAAGAAUGCUUGUGUGCUGCCUUGUCCUCUUACUCAAGAGCCUGUGCUUUCAAAGGGAUCAUACUGGGAGGCUGGAGAAAAAGUGUCUGCAGUAAUGAAGUGUCUGCCUGCCCAGGAAAUCAAAUCUUCCUUUACAAUCUUACAACGUGCCAGCAAACCUGUCGAUCCCUUACUGAUGGUGAAAAGCAUUGCUUGCAAGACUUUGCUCCUAUGGAUGGCUGUGGCUGCCCAUAUAAUACGUACUUGGAUAACCAGGAUGCCUGUGUGCCCAUCUCCAAGUGCCAGUGUUAUUACAAGGGAUCAUACCUGGAACCAGGGGAAUAUGUCACAAAAGAUGGAGAACGUUGUGUUUGCCGAAAUGCAAAGGUCCAGUGUACUUCAGUGACAAUAAGAAUGAAAAGUGUAACAGAAUGUUCUUCUAACAAGACAUACUUUGACUGCAAUGCAUCCCCAGACUGGACUUCGCAAACGCCUGUACAACUCAGCUGUCAUAGUCCUCAAACUGAUUAUUACCAGGCAGAGUGUGUCUCAGGCUGUGUGUGUCCUGAAGGUCUAUUUGAUGAUGGGAAAGGGGGCUGCGUUGAGAAGAAGGACUGCCCAUGCACUCAUAACAACCAGUGGUAUUCUCCUGGACAGAAGAUAACAGUGGACUGCAACACCUGUACCUGCCAAAAAGGGGUCUGGAGCUGCACUGAAUAUGUUUGCUAUGGGACUUGCACGAUAUAUGGAAGUGGCCAUUAUAUCACCUUUGAUGAUAAAUUCUAUGACUUUGAUGGGAGGUGUGAAUAUGUGGCUACUCAGGAUUUUUGUGGUGACAAAAAUUCCAGCGGCUCGUUCAGUGUCAUCACAGAGAAUGUCCCUUGUGGAACUACUGGAGUCACCUGCUCAAAGGCUAUUAAAAUUUUUCUAGGGAAAACUGAACUGAAAUUGGAGGACAAAGAAUAUAAAGAACUUCAGAGAGAUAUUGGUGAUGAUGUGCAUUAUUGGAAUAGGACAGUAGGCCUCUACCUUGUUAUUGAGGCUAGCAAUGGAGUGAUGCUUAUCUGGGAUAAGAAGACUACUGUUUUCAUCAAGCUGACCGCUGAUUACAAAGGCAAAGUGUGUGGUCUGUGUGGCAAUUUUGAUGACAAGUCUAACAAUGACUUUACAACAAGGAGUGGGUUGCAGGAGACUAAUGCUCUGAAGUUUGGGAAUUCCUGGAAACAGUCUUCCACAUGCCCAGAUGUCACAGAAGAAAUUAAGCCCUGUGAUAUGAAACCACAUCGGAAAUCCUGGGCAGAGAAAGAAUGCUACAUCAUCCGGAGCGAUGUCUUUGGAAUUUGUCACUCCAAGGUGGACCCGAUGCCUUUCUAUGAAGCCUGUGUUCAUGACGCCUGCUCUUGUGACAGUGGUGGAGAUUGUGAGUGCUUCUGCUCUGCAGUUGCUGCAUAUGCUCACGAAUGUACCAAGGCUGAGGCCUGUGUUUUCUGGAGAACUCCUGAUAUAUGCCCGAUAUUUUGUGACUACUACAACCCUCGUAAUGAGUGUGAAUGGCACUAUGAGCCUUGUGGCAGUAAUAUCACAACGUGCAGGAUGAUUAAUAAUGUCAGCACCAACUUUUCAGUGCCGUACCUGGAAGGUUGCUACCCCAGAUGCCCUAAGGAUAAACCUAUUUAUAAUGAAGAGACAAAAGAAUGUGUGCCUGAAGAUCAAUGUUGGUGUUACAUUAAUGGAACUCAUGUUCCCCCUGGGAGUGAAAUACCCACAGAUAAGAACUGUACAAAAUGUGUCUGUGGCCCCUCAGGAUCCAUACAGUGUACACCAAUCCCAGGGUGUCCUUGUAUUAUCAAUGGAACGAGUUAUGAAGUGGGUGAAAUUGUAGGACAAAUACAGGAUGGCAGCAUAUGUAUAACAUACAUUUGUGCAGAAAAUGGAUCUGUAGUUACUGAAACUACAUAUCCUUGUCCAACACCUACUUCACCUACAACCAUUUCAACCCCCUUUCCUGUCGUUACUCUUACCACCACAGUUAUCACUACAAGCUCUUCAGUAGCUACAACACCAUGCUUUGGAUUAAUCUGUAAUUGGACUGAGUGGUUUGAUGUGAGUAAACCUGAAGAAGAUGGUGGUGACUAUGAAACCUAUGAGGCAAUAAGAAAAGAACAUGGAGACAAAAUAUGUGAAGCUCCUGAAAAUAUUGAAUGCAGGGCUAAAAAUAAUCCUGAUGUGAGCUUAGAGGAACUUGGCCAGAAAGUAGAAUGUAAUGUUACAUAUGGACUAAUCUGUAAAAAUGAGGAGCAAGAUCCAACUCUGGGGCCACUUUGCUUUAAUUAUGAAAUCAGUGUAAGCUGUUGUCAGUGGCAUGAAAUUCCUUGUGAGACUACAAGUACACCGAGUCCAGCAUCAACUACAACUUUGAUCACCACCAGCACAACAGUAUCCAGCACCACUCCAACCAGGAAACCAACAACAAUUACCACCACACCCAUACCCACCCCAACAAUCACAAGUGGAUUCACACCAACUACCACCACCACAAUAUCCCCUCCAGACUGUAGCUGCAUCUGGACAGACUGGAUUGAUGUGAGUUACCCUGACAGUUCUGACAGAAACAGUGGUGACUAUGAAACCUUUGAGAAUAUUCAGAAGAAUGACCCCUCCUGGGACUGUGCAAAAGUUGAGAAUAUUUCAUGCAGAGCAGAGAAAUUCCCUGAUAUCCCCAUUGAAAAUUUAGGCCAGGAGGUGGAAUGCAGUAUUACCACAGGACUCAUCUGUAACAAUAGAGAUCAGCACAUAGGAGGUAUAAUGCCGAUGCCGGUCUGCCUCAAUUACCAGAUCAGUGUCUGCUGCGUCCCUGACAUACCAGGGUGUACUACAGUUACCACCACGAGCACCACGACAGCCCCUCCUUCGUCCACAACGACCACAGUGUCCCUUCCACCCAUAUCGAUAACCACUCCCGUGCCAACGCCAUCAGAGCUUCCCAGUAGCACCGCCACCACCACGGUGCCCCCCAGCAGCACUUUGGAGACAACAGCGACUGUUCCUGGCACACCAGUGCCCACCCCAGCUACUGCAA